UUGUAAGGCAUCAAUAUUGCCAAAAGAGAUAGUACUCCAACAUCUACAAAAUCGUGAUGGUGACUGGAGGAACCAACGUUUUUAUAAUACAGUCAUUAGAGAGCUAAAUGAAGGUGGAUGUUUAAAAUAUCAAAUUAAUCUAGAAAAAAUUAAAAACACAGUUGUUGAUAUUCUUGUGGGUAAUUUGCAAUAUGAAUGGUAUAAACAGCAAGAUACCUUAGUUAGUGAAAGGUUACCAUCAUCAACAAUACCAAUAGAACUUUCUGAUAAUAGUGAAUGUAAACAAUCUAUAACUAUUGAUCAAUGUGAAAUUCAUCCGACUUAUAACCAGGAAUGUAGUGUUAAUAUAGAACUUAUUGUUGAUAUAAAUUUUGGUGAAUAUAUUAAGUGGUUAGACUUAUGGAUGUUGAUGUCUGUUUUUCCUGUAUCUGAUUGUCGCUUUUAUUGGAGAACAAUACAGGAGCAUAUAAAACCUAUGAAUGCUUUUAAUUUUCAAUCUGUAUACGGAUCCUAUUAUUCAAAAGUUGCAACUGUUAAUAAUGUAUAUUUAAUUGCAGCUUCGUUGAAAGAUAGAAAACCACAGUGUGUUAUUGCAACUGCGUCAACUACAACAAUUGCUGAUGAGGUUGAACAUAUAGUUAAAGAGCGCA
Messenger RNA from Racocetra fulgida, 650 nucleotides. The record is from the annotation of a GenBank genome assembly. NCBI's taxonomy places the organism in Eukaryota, Fungi, Glomeromycota, Glomeromycetes, Diversisporales, Gigasporaceae.